Bursaphelenchus okinawaensis is the source of this 1704-nucleotide messenger RNA. The record is from the annotation of a GenBank genome assembly. NCBI's taxonomy places the organism in Eukaryota, Metazoa, Nematoda, Chromadorea, Rhabditida, Aphelenchoididae.
AUGCUUUCUAAAUUUUACUAUUUUAUUGUCUUUACGUCACUGUUUCUAUCUUAUAGCUCUUGUGUAUACUUUAGACGACUUUUCUUUUUGUUUUCCACGGAAAUAGAGGAAACUAUUCAAUUUACAAAGAAAGAUUAUGGUAAGUUAGCUUUAUGUUAAGGUUUUAUUUUUUAGGUACGUUGAUAUUAGUGUCGACGUUUACUUAUGCUCUGGGAAAGCUGAUAUUGGGAUCUUUAAACGACAAAAUUAAACCUGAGCGAUUGUUGGCGUUGUCAGUUUUCUUGGUCUCUUUAACAGUUUUGGCGCUGUCGAAGGCUACAACGUUUACGGAAUUGAUACUAUGGGUGUCUGUGAACAUGUUUUUACAAGGUGGAGCAUGGAUUGCUGCUAUAAAGCUAGUUAAAGUGGUAAGAACUGACUUCUUUAUAUUGUGCUUGGUGUUGCGGUGAGAUUUGGUUGUAAAGUUUAAUUUUAUGAUUAUUCUGACUCGUGUUUGUGAUAAUAUGGAAGAAUAUAGGCUAAUCAACUUAUUUAGAAUUUUUCAUCUGACAAUUUCUCAACGUUGUUCUGUAUUAUGGGAUGUACGAACAAUUUUGCUGGAUUUGUAGCACCAUGGACAUUGAGAAGGCCGUGGCGAGAUGCUGUUCAACUUUAUGGUAAAUAUUAUUUAAAUAUAAUUAUUAGAUUUUUUUUAUAUAUAAAAUCCAAUGUUUAUUUUUUAGGAACGAUUGGAGUUGGAUUUGCAGCGUACCUUGCAUUAUCCUUAAGUUCAACUAUACCUGGAACUCCUCAUGAAUCGAAAAAGAAGCCAGAAAAGUCUAAACCAAAGUCAUUGCUGAUCUUCCUGCUGACAGAUCGAACUAUAUGGAUUGUGUCAAUGUUUAUACUGAUUGCUGUAGAAAUUAGGACUAUAGCUGAGAGCUGGACACCCAUAUUCAUCAGAGACACUUCAAAGAAUCCUGAUUUUGAUCUGAAGACAUUUUUGACUGCGUUUGACGUUGGAGGGAUAUUUGGUGGACUGUUAUCGGGUUUGAUAGUUCAGAUGUUAUACAAAAAGUAUGGUCGUGACCAGUCUAGGAUUAUAGUUGGGCUCAAUUGCUGUGUUUUGUUGAUUGUAUCAACUGCCAUGUUGUUCUGCACGGGAGUAGGUCUAGUUUGAUUAUUUGUUAUAUUUUAUAAAGUUUACGCUGAUGUUAAUUGUAGUGUUAAGAUUAAAUCAUGAUUUAUCUUUGUUAUUUUUAGAUGACAACCUUCUUCGGCUUUGCUGUAGGAGCAUUGGUAUACGGCAAUAUUAAUGUAUGGGGUAUUGUAUCAACUGACAUGGCUCCACGUGAAAUUACAGGCACUGCCAAUGCUGUCAUAUCUUUUAUAUGUAACGGUAAGUAAAUUAUAUUAUGUUUGGUAUCUAAACUGUCAUUAUACACAAUAGUUUAAUACCUAAACAUAUAGUUAUUGGCUGAACAAGAUUAUAGAUGACAUUAAAUUGAAAUUAUUUAAAUUUUUAAAGUCAAGUUUAGUUUUAAGUUUUAAAAGACUAAAUUUAAUGUUUCAGGAGGCUCACUGAUCGCUGGAAGACCAGUAGCUUUGUUAGUGGAAGCAUUUGGAUUUGCUGGAUUACUGCCAUUCUUUUUGGCACAUUUUAUCGUACCAAUUUUGUUAUAUUAUCCUUGUAGAAGCUCUGCUUUGAAAGUCAAGGCGGAAUAG